Arctia plantaginis is the source of this 846-nucleotide messenger RNA. Lineage: Eukaryota; Metazoa; Arthropoda; Insecta; Lepidoptera; Erebidae. The record is from the annotation of a GenBank genome assembly.
AUGUGGAAUGUGUGGCGUACCGUGCUGGAGGAGAAUGAGAAGCUGGCACGCGCCCGUCUCGCCGCUGUUGAGGUGUUCCAACAGCAAAUAGCUGAUGAGGCCAAGUGUUUGAGACAGCAUAAACUCAACGUCGCUAAGAAGUGCACAGAUUCCUUGGCGCAAGCUCACAAGGAACUUCAGCUGACUGUUGUGGAUGUUGACAAAACGAAGAAGUUGUACUUCGAUGAGGAGCACACUGCUCAUGAUGUUCGGGACAAGGCCAAAGACAUUGAAGAGAAGCUUAAGAAAAAAGAAGGGCUUCCUUCUUCCAAUCCCAUUACAGUCACUGCAGAAGAACAGCGCGAAGGUGUCCUCCACCCGUCGCGAUCAACUCGAAGAGAAAGUCUAACCGGAGCCAGGAACGACUACCUUCUAAGUAUUGCGGCGGCAAAUGCCCAUCAGGUGCGUAAAAAAACAGCAACUUUCCAUGAAAUGUACAAUCUCAAAAGAGAGGAUACUUUCCUGAAAAAAACCGUUACUUCCUGGUGGAAUUGCAAACAUGCAUGCAAUCCAUGGAGUCAUCUGUUUACGGAGAAGGUAUCGGAGUUCCUUACUUUGAUGGGGGCGUACGGAACUGCUGACAUGUUCAGCUACCCAGCAUUCUUUCGGCAAGAUCCGCGAUCAAGCCCAACAGCUCACGAGGGAGUACAACCUGCAGUGGUGUUUAUCCUCUACUAUCCAGUGCUCAAACAAGCACAUUCAGCCUUUGCCUGUCAAGCAGUGCUUCAGCAGGAAGUUGGCAAACCAGUGACCACAGAAGAGGCCUUGGAAGCUUUAAAAGAAACGAUUUGUGACACUACAAACUAG